Ceratosolen solmsi marchali is the source of this 2333-nucleotide messenger RNA. RefSeq names its product Gle1 RNA export mediator (gene Gle1). The transcript has 8 exons. Lineage: Eukaryota; Metazoa; Arthropoda; Insecta; Hymenoptera; Agaonidae. The record is from RefSeq and is a predicted model, not a curated record. The coding region runs from base 1 to 2055 and encodes 684 amino acids. Gene Ontology annotation, cellular component: nuclear pore cytoplasmic filaments; nuclear pore; cytoplasm. Gene Ontology annotation, molecular function: translation initiation factor binding; phospholipid binding; inositol hexakisphosphate binding. Gene Ontology annotation, biological process: poly(A)+ mRNA export from nucleus.
AUGGUGAACAGGAGAGUUGUAUUGUGUACUAACGAAGGGACGAAUUCGCAGCAUGUUAACGAUAUCGCAAAAAGCUUCGAUUGCUUGAAAAUUUCAAUAUUGAACAAAGCAUCUCAAAUAUCGGAUAAAUUUGAUAAGGUAACCCUUGGUCCUGAUGCCGUUCCUCAAGAUAAUCAUGAUUCUAAUAGCCCAAACGAUGAUCAGGCACGAAUAAAUAAUUCAUCUUUAAAUGGCUUGUCUUCAAGAAGUAAUAUAACAUUUUCAAUAAAAAAAAUUCUACUAGAGAAUGAAAUACAACGCAGAGAAAAAGUUAAAAAAGCUGUGGAUCGUAAAAAGAAGGAAAUGGAAAAAUCACAGAGGGAAAUAAAGGAGGACUUAUCUCAGUUGCUUUCGAGAAUAGCUAUUCAACGUGAAAAAGAGACGGCGGAAAAAUUGGCUGCCUUGGAGGCUGAAGAGGAACUGCUCGCGCAACAGUUAGAAAUAGAUAGGAAAAAUGAAAAACAAAGGCAAAGGUUAAAGGAGAGCGAUGAAAUAUCAAAAAAAAUUAUUCCAUAUCGAGAGAACUUUCACGCAAAGUGGAAAGAUAUUGCUAAUAUUUCCGUAGCUUGUAGAGAUAAAAAUUCCGCUUCUCGUCUGCUCGCGCCUCACGUAGCUAAACUAAAAGAAUUAAGUUUGCAAAUGGAAUCGAUAAAUGAGAAGACGCGGACCGGCGAUCUUACUGCAGCGGAUAUAAAAAUGGCCGAAAUUCUAGUACAAUACAACGAUGAAGUUUUUCAAUUAUUUAAAGCUGAUAUAGAUAAAAUCGAUGCUUUAUAUAACGAAGAGAUAGCACGAAGAGAAAUGGAAGUGAGACAAGCUGAACUUAAGGCGCAAGAGGAGAUGCUCAGAGCAAAACAGCUACAAGAUGUGGAAAAUUCUGUAAAAGCGUCCGAACAAUUUAUUUACGUUGAACCACAAAAAAUAAAUCACGAACAAGAUAAUCUUGCUGAGCAAAAUCAGCAACCAGCCGAAACAGAUAGUGUUAGCGUAGGAUCGCACCUAUCAGAUUAUUCAAACGUUCCAGUCUCAGUGACUGCAGUGGCUCUAACGAGCGAAGUUGCACCAGUAAAAGAAACAGAUGAAAUCUCCAAAUAUCCUGACUGUGGAUCUUUACAAACUUAUAUAGAUAAUCAUCAAUUUUUAGAAAAUUAUGCUUCGACAUAUCAAGAUUUUAUACGAUCUGAUGCAAUGAAAAAAUUCAAAUUUGAAUGUCAGAAAUGCUUAAAUAUCACGAUCAAUUCAAUUUCGCACACAAGUCGAGAGCAAUUGCUACACAAGUACGAAAAGUUAAGAUUAUUUUUGUCUGGCCCGAGUGUUUCACAAAAUCCGCAGGCUCAGGCCUAUUCUAAAAAUCUCUUGGCUCAAAAAAUAGUGGAUCAAGGUGAUACAACAAUAUCGAGUAAGCCAGAAUUGGCAUUUCCAUUUGCCGCUAUUGCUGUUGCAUUGUGGAACGAUUGGCCAGACUUUGGUGCUCUACUUUUAGCGCGUUUUCGCAAGAAAAGUCCAUUUUUCAUUCCUGUCUUUCUCGUGCCCAAUAAAGACCAAUCGGAGGAUGAAUAUUGCAAAUCACUUGGUUGUAAAUACACUGAUGCUGGAAUACCAGAAAAGCCUGAGCAAUUUUGGAAGAGACUCGGAGGAAUAAUGUAUUUAUAUGCUUCAAUAAUGGUGACGAGGCAGCGACAAGGAAUGAAUAAAUCACAUCCUCACGGGCUUGGAAAUGCUUGGAAAUGGCUUGCCACGACACUCAAUACGGAACCAAGAUGUGAUAUAGCUGAUGUGUGUGCUACUUUAAUCUAUACGAUUCUCGAAGUGACUGGAAAUGAUUUGUGGAAAACAUAUCCAAAUCAGUUUCCAAAAAUGUUGCUUAUACUUAAUAACGUGUACUAUGAGAAAUUAAAGAGCUUUGAUCCUGUUAUUAGCGCUCCCAUUAGUCGAUUGGGUGAACUUUUAACUAAUGCAUUAAAAACGGGUUCGAUAGCACCACCAAAGGGCCAGUUAUCCCCCAAUUUUUGGUAGUAUUUUUGGUAAUAUUUGGACAAUCGUACGAAUAAGGAGGUAUAACGAAAGCAAUUUUGUAUUGAAAUGGAGAGUAAAUUGCACGAACGAAAUUAUGUUCCAAUGUAAAAAUUUAUAACGAAAUGUUAAAUCCUUGAAGAAACGUCAGUGACUCGUAUCGAGUAAUUAAUUUUAACAUACAUGUGUAUACAAUUGGCUAACGAACUUUGGAACGUAAAUUAAUGAAUUUUUAAAAGAUGUUGCUACUCAAAUACACUGAGUAAGUUUAUUAUAAAUAA